ACACACACACACACGCAGGCAGCAGUCAAGCGGCCAACCUCUGCUUCACACCGUACCUACCUGCGAGCCACGCCCACGCCGCAGCCCCCGAUGUCGUCGCAGCGCCCGGGCCGCCACCAGCGCCGCGCGUCGCAGAGCGUGUUCGUGCUCCCAGAGAACCUGGCCUCCCUCGACGUCGACGCGGCGGCCGACGCGGGCGCCAAGGCCGGCGGGCCAGAAGGCGCCGGCGCCGGCGCCGAGCAGCAGGCGAGGCCACCCGCGGGGCGUCACCACCGCCGCGCCAUGUCCGUGGCCGCGGCCGUGGCCUCCAGGGAGCUUGAGCUGAUCAAGGAGGACCUCGGCAGCUACAACUACAAGGUCGGCGCCUGAGAGAGAGAGAGAGAGAGGAGCCGGCACGCUGCGUCAUGUGUAUAGAGCUUGUGGGUUAACCGUACCCAGAGCUGGCUUUGAUCGACGAUUAACAGUGGCUUAAUUACAUGGUCUCUCUCUUGCUCUUUUUGUUUGCCCACACACGCAUGUAUAAUAGUACUAGUAGUACUAUGUAACUUUUUCACUACAAAGAGAACUAUUUGGACAUUUU
Molecule: messenger RNA, 580 nt
Organism: Zea mays
Lineage: Eukaryota; Viridiplantae; Streptophyta; Magnoliopsida; Poales; Poaceae
Source: RefSeq, marked validated